Bacillus rossius redtenbacheri is the source of this 3444-nucleotide messenger RNA. RefSeq names its product myb/SANT-like DNA-binding domain-containing protein 3. Gene Ontology annotation, molecular function: protein binding. Lineage: Eukaryota; Metazoa; Arthropoda; Insecta; Phasmatodea; Bacillidae. The coding region runs from base 59 to 1432 and encodes 457 amino acids. The record is from RefSeq and is a predicted model, not a curated record. The transcript has 7 exons.
AGCGGUUUUCGGUGUUCACUUGUGAUGUAGCUGUGCACAGACAUAUCCACGAGAAAUCAUGUCUCUUCGCGUAACUGCAACCGUCAGUGAGACUGACAAGCAUUCAAACGAUGUGACGGGUUUGUGUUUCCACGACGGUAAACUCUACAGCGCCGCCGAAGACGGAAAAGUCAAGGUGUGGACCCCGGAGCUGCGGAAGCUGGCGGAGUUCCGAGCGCACGACUCGGCGGUGUUCCACCUGGCGGCGCUCGGCGACCAGCUGUACACGUGCUCCAACGACGGCUCGGCGGUGCAGGCGUGGGACGCGGCCAGCGGCGAGAGGAGGACCACCCUGCUGGGGGGCGGCGCGGAGGUGUGGCGUCUGCACGCGCACGACGGCAAGCUGUACGCGGGCGACGCGCAGGGAGUGGUAAGGAUAUGGAGUGGCGACGUGCUGGUCAGAUCCUUCGAACUGACAGAAGAAGUGCGAGGAUUGGCUGUGCAGGGCAACCUCAUAUACACUGUCAGAGACCGGGACCUGGUCAUCACGGAAACACUGGCAGGUGAGAAGUCUGGCCCAGUGACACGCCAGACAAUAGAAGGCAGCAGUCCGCUGUGCCUAGUUGGGACCAGGGUGUGUUUCGCUAGCAGGAGCGGGGUGGACAUUCUGGUCCACGACAACAGCAAAGAAACACGCUUCAAGCAGCUGGGCAUCAUCAAGGUUGAAUUGAAAAAAACCGGCGGAGGAGGAUAUGUUCCGAAACUAAGUUGUAUUGAAGCCAGAGUUAUGGCAUUAGUGAACUCCCAGUUCACACCACUGAAUUGUAAAUAUGACAGUGAUGCCAUAUACCAGGGAGAUCUUGAAGAUUGUGAGCAGAUCCUCGUUGAGCAACCCUGUGAUUUGGACGAAUAUUAUCUUGAAAAUAACAGUCCAUCAUCUGGAAUUGAGGCAGUUGCUGUGACGACCAUGUACCCCACCACAUCAGCAGAUCAUAUGUUUGUACCAGCCGCCAUGAUACCAACCCCCAUGACAUCAACUGUAACUGUCUCAGUACCAGCAAUUGCCACUUCAACCCCCACCACAUCGGCUCAAACCGUCUCUAAAACAACUGGGCUGAGAGCUGUGUCUCAGAAAAUGACGGAAGUCCCAGCUACGCCAUCUACAAGUGGUAAAGUUAGUGGAAGCAAUAUAUCACUGCGUACUUUUCGCAGAGGCCAGUCUGCAAAAAGAAAGCGCAGUGAUGUAGCUGAAACCAUCUAUUGUAAUGCAAUGGGUAAUUCAGACUGCCAACAAAAAAAACUGGAAAUGGCAGAGGAGUUACACAAAAAAAAACUAGAGAUUAUGGAAAAAGAGUCCAACAUAAAGGACACUGAACUUAAAAUCAAAAGCAUUGAACUAGAAAUUAAACAAGUUGAGUUGCAAGUCAUGAGAAAGAAAUUGAAACAGUGUUAGAUGUUUGUGCUAAUAAUUUUCGUGAAAUGUAGGUUAGUCAGAAGUGAAUGUAUUUUGUGAUAUCUUAUUUCCAAGUGGCUAUGCAUAUGCUGUUGUAUUUAAAUUUAUUAUUUCUUUUUUUUGUUUGUCCUUAUUAACUGUAAAACUAUUUGAUUGCACAAGUGUUCUUUUCUAUUUUCACAUUGGUAGAGGCAGUAUAUUAAUAUUUGUAAUGAUAAAACAAAAACAACACAUAAAAUCCCCUACAGGCGUAGGUAGAUUUCGAUUUUGAGGGACCUAUUAUUUUGGCAAUGUUUUCGAAACAUUUACAAACCCCUUGAACACUUCAAUAACUUAAUGUACAUUACAUCCUAUUAAAUGUUCACCAAUAUUAAAAAAAGAUUGAAUAAUAAGUUUUCAUAUUCCAAGCAGCGAAAAUGUAUGAAAUGUUUUUGAACUCAAUGCAUCCAGCACUAAAUGUCUAAUUGAAUUUACCUAUUAUUUUGCCUACUAAGUAGUUAUGCUAUUGUUUUUAACUUUAAAACAGUAUUUUUCAUCAUUCUUUGACAAAGGUUUAAGGUAAUAUUAAGAUAUUUAAAAAUAAAUUGCAAUAAUUUUUUGAUGCACCCCUUUAUUUUAUAAACCCCCUGCAUCAGUGGCUCCUACUAUCCAAAAUGUUUCAGACAAAAGUUUUAUAUAAUAAUUAUAAGAUUAACACACAAUUUGAAUGGAUUUGAUGGUAAAUUCUAUUCCUCUACGGUUUGUAUGAUCAAAUAUUGUUUCAGACAAAAGUUUUAAAUAAAAAUUAUAAGAUUAAUUCAAAAUUUGUACGGAUUUGAUGUUGUGCCUAGAAAGGGUGAUAUGAUUUUUAUCGACCUCCAACCUUCGUUUAUGGCAUCCCUGUAGUAAUAGUUGGUCGUAUCAAAUUAACUUGGACAAAAAUAUUUUGGUAUUAUCCAAUUAUAUAUAAAAUGUUAAAACAGAUGUGACAUUCGCUAUAUUGUAGCAGUUAGAGGGAUGUUUCUGUUUUUUCAUAAAACUUUCCGCAAUUUUACCUCUUUGGUCAGAUGUUGCCCAUUAAUGAACUCGACAAAGAUUUUCUACUUCUAGAAUUUAUGUAUAAGUAUAAAAAUGAUUUGUAAAAAUUUUCGGCAGUUGACAAUCAAUUUGAGGUCUGUGGGCUAUGAAAUAAAAAAUUACAAUAUUAAAAUUACCCUUAAGUCUCACCAUGAGUGUGAAAUAUACCUAAAAGGAAGUUGAUGCAUAGCGUAAUACUGAAAUGCAACAAUAUUUAUCGGAAUCACUUAAAUAUCGAAUUAUGUAAACUUAAAUAAAAAAAUGGAAACAUAUUAGUUAAAUAAAAAAGCUGUUCAAUAAAUAGAGAUGAAUCAAUAUCUGAUAAAAUGUGCAUGUGGCUAAAGGCCUCCAGCAUUGGUGUUUGUUAUUUUUUUUUAAUUAACACUAAUAAUAUUUUAAUAAUAAGACAAGUACAACAGAUAGAAUUCAAUUUUGAAACUAUGUAAACAGCAAAGAAAUCAUGUAAAGCAUCAAUGUAUGAACUAAAAGUGUUAUUGCUAAUAAAGCUCUGUAGAUUUGUAGUGAUCUAAAAUCUUAGCUCUUCUCAUUAAUAAUGUGUUUUGUAUUGUUUUAUGUACACAGUUUGUACCAUGAAGCAGUUUUACAGUUCAACUAUGGUUGGUAUGUGCUUCCUUGUUUUAUAUCUACACAAUGGUUACGCUGCUUGAUCUAUUUGAACAUUAAUCAACUUGUAUAGUCCAUAUGAUCUGGUAAAGUUCAUUAAUUUUUAGGCUUUGUUAUUUAUGUUGUUUGUUUGCAGUGCAAUUAAGUGAAAAGUGUUGUUAGUAAUUAUGUGUACCUGUUUAAACUAUUUGUUAAAAGUAAAUUUAUCAACUGAGAUUUUUGUUUCACUUUUUUACGGGUAAUACAUUAUGAGAUAUAGAUAAAACUUGAAAUUUUAUGUAUUAUUUGUACCUGUAUGAACUGUGUGUGAAAAGUAAAAAUAUCAACUGAGA